Molecule: messenger RNA, 2114 nt
Organism: Cucurbitaria berberidis CBS 394.84
Lineage: Eukaryota; Fungi; Ascomycota; Dothideomycetes; Pleosporales; Cucurbitariaceae
Product: cofactor FMO1 enzyme is FAD
Exons: 4
Coding region: 291-2072 (593 amino acids)
Source: RefSeq, a predicted model, not a curated record
UUUCAAACCAAGCCGGUCCAACAAACGGGUAGCUGUUCGCUGUCCGUCCACUCGGUUGGCGGGGCCCGUCUGCCGCGGUACCGCAGCGUCAGGGACGGACUUAGUCCAUUACAGGGUCAGCAGUACAUGCACGUAGCUGUAGCAAAGGAACAAUCGACGGAUCUCGGGAACGUCCUUAAUUGUCUUCAUCGUUGAUUCCAGCUUCCAUUCCUGAAAUUCUUCAUCUCGAAUUUCCUUUAUUUAUCCCCUGAAGAUACCUAGGUAUUUGUGGGUCUCCGGACGUCGAUAUAAUGAGUCAAGCCAUGGAGAACUUCGAUACAAUUGUGGUUGGUGCUGGAUGGUACGGCCUCAUGGCCGCUCGCACAUACCUAGAGCUAGCUCCCGAGACCAACCUCCUCAUCGUCGAUGACAGCGGCACAGUUGGUGGGGUUUGGUCCAAGGAGCGGAUCUACCCCAGUCUUUUUGCCCAGAUUAGCCAUCCACUGUUUGAGUACUCGUUCUACCCAAUGUCCAAAGACGACAUGUCACCGGACGGCUUCGUUUCUGGGAAGACGAUUCACAACUACCUUGACAGCUUUGCUAGAGAUCACAACCUGCUGCCUCGCCUGCGUCUCAAGACUCGCGUAGAACGAGUCAGGAGAGGGCCGUCCGACUCGGGCGGAUGGAUUCUCGACAUCAAAGAGGGGAACCCUCUCUCAUGCGACAAACUCAUCUACGCCACAGGAGCCAAUUCCAGCCCCAUCAUUCCGACCUGGCCCAAUGAAAAUUUCGAAAGACCUGUCAUUCACUCGCUGGAUCUUGGAAGGCAGCAGGAUUACAUCGCCAGGGACGUUCAAACAGCCACAGUCGUCGGCCGGUCCAAGUCAUCGUACGAUGCUGUCUAUCAUCUGUUGUGCGAGGGAAAGAAAGUUAACUGGGUCAUGCGUAAUGGGCUAUCCGGUCCAUUCAGUCUCUAUGCCCCGACGUUCAUGGGCCUGUGGAAUAUUGCCGACCACAUCUCGACUCGUUUCGCCUCGAGCUUCAGUCCGUGCAUCAUGGCUACGUCAGGGUUCUGUUACGACUUCUUCCAGCGUAAUGCGGUAGGGCAAAUGUUGACAAAUGUAUAUUGGCGAACGGCUAAUUACCUCUCCGUAUCGCAUGCAGAGUACUGGAGAACCCCUAAUGCUGAGAAGCUGCGACCGAGGCCAUACAGCGAUGGUGUAUGCUGGGGAAGUGGUGGUAUUGGCAUCGCCACCGCUCCUGACUUUUGGAAAGUCUUCCACCGUGGUAACAUCACCAUCUAUGAGACCGAGAUAGAGUCCCUCUCCCACAGAGAUGUUGUGAACCUGAAAAACGGGUACUCGGUGGCGACUGACAUUGUAAUUCACUGUACCGGCUUCGACAAGGGGUACAGCACAUUUGAUCCAGAGCUGCGGGAGGAGCUUGGCCUACAGUAUGGCACUAAGGGCUUUUCGCUGUGGAGCUUACUCGACGCGAAAGCCGAUAAGACAGUCGACGAGCUUUUACCGUAUCUCAGAACUGCUCCGAAGCAAUACGGUGAUGCCGAUGCCAGUAGGAGUGCAGAUCAGGGUCCAAACCGACACUUCCGCCGCCUUGUAGUGCCUGAGCUAGCGGCACGGGGUGAUCGGUCAAUUCUUUUCCCGGGACACAUCCAUUCAGCAUUUACACCACUUGCAGCAGAGCUUCAAGCGCUUUGGGGAGUCUCUUGGAUGCUUGGAUGGCGUGACCUUCCCCCCAGAGAAGAGAUGGAGUUUGAAGCCGCGACUUUCAACGCCUGGACAAGGAAGAGAUACCUCGAGCAGGGCAAGAAGCAUUCGUACUUUAUAUACGACUAUAUUCCGUACAUAGACACGCUGAUGAAAGAUUUGGGACUCAACCCCUUCCGGAAGAGCAACGUCUUCGAAGAAUGGUUUGUCCGGUAUAAGCCAAGCGACUACAGUACUAUUCUUGAUGAAUAUCGUAACAUACGACAUCUUCAGUUAAAAUACGAGCCUAUGAAUGGGCACGCGCAGGGGCUGGAAGAUGUUGCGGAGAAAAUGAAUGGUCAUGCUGUUGAAAAAACCCCAAUCUAAGCCCAGGUACAAGUAUUUACAUAGUGAAUCCUUCACGGCACG